GAACUUGGAUCCAUAUUCAUGUAAUUAGCCUCUGGGAUGGAGCACAAAGAAUUCUAAGAACUAUUUGCUCAAUGUCCCAGUCAAACCAACCAAUUUACUUUUUAAUGAUAUGCAGGUAAGCAAGUUACUUUAUGAAUGUUUAUAAACCACAUCGAUCUUGUGAUUGAAAGUUAGGGUGAACGGUGAUGGACAUCUGAAGACAGGGAGUUUGCACGCGAAAUUGAAUGUGGUAUCAUGGAAACGAGAUCCUUCUUUCUCCUACUUAUUUCUAUUGCAAUUGUACAUGCCAGACCAAAUUUUCAUUUCGAAAUUGACGAUGACGAACCUCAAGCUAAAUAUGCAUCUGUUGUGUUGGAUUCAAAGACUAAAGAAAUGUUGAUCAAAGACGGCAAAGUUGUACCUUACGUUUCCUGUGCUGCAUUUAAAAAUACAAUGAAUACUACUGGUUGGUCCCUUCUUAAAGUAAGCACGAAUGGAUCAUACAGCGAUGAGCAGCAAGCUGUUGCUGCUGGUAUGGUUGAAGGCUAUAUCACAGCUGAACAAAUCAGCAUGGCAUAUCAAAAUUCAUUUGCUCAUUAUUGCGAUGACAAAAAAGAAUUUUGUGACAAGUUUAGGACAUUUGUGUCACAAAAUACAGCAUGGAUUCAAAGUCAAAUAAAAGCAAAUCCUAAAAGUAGUUACUGGCAUCAGGUAAGUUUAGUUUAUCAACAGUUUUCUGGCUUGGAGAUGGGUUAUCAUGCAAGUAAAGUAAAACCUGAUUUGACAUGGGUUGAAUUCAGCUAUUUUCAGCUAAGUGGUGAUAUGGAAGAUCUUGAGCAAGCUCUUACUAAAAAACCGUCCAAUAAGAAAGUAGUUGGCUCAGGCUCAUGCUCUGCUUUGGUGAAGUUGUUUGAAAAGAAUCAAGAUCUUGCCAUCUCUCAAGUAACAUGGAACGAUUUUAAUGCUAUGUUAAGAAUCUACAAAAUGUAUAACUUCUCUCAUCACGAAUAUACUGGAGGACCAUUAAUAAGUGGUGCCAUUGAAAGUUUCUCAUCAUAUCCUGGUGUGUUAUACAGUGGAGAUGAUUUCUACAUCCUCAGUAGUGGUUUGGUUACUCAAGAAACAACAAUUGGCAAUAGUAAUAGUGAGUUAUGGAAAUAUAUCAGUCCACAAACAGUUCUUGAAGGCGUUAGAACAUGCGUUGCAAACCGACUUGCAAAAAGUGGAAACGAAUGGUGUUCAUUAUUUGAAACACACAACAGUGGAACGUACAAUAAUCAGUGGAUGAUUUUGGACUACAAAUUGUUCGAACCUGGUAAAGACUUGAAACCAGACACUUUAUGGAUAUUAGAGCAGUUACCUGGUAUCGUGCACAUGGCCGAUCAAACGGUGUUGCUACAACAACAAGGAUAUUGGGCAAGUUAUAAUAUCCCAUAUUUUCCAUACAUCUACAAUAUCAGCGGUGUGUCAGCUUCGAAAGCCAAAUAUGGAAGCUGGUUCGAUUACAAUUUGAAUCCACGUGCGCAAAUUUUUAAACGUGACCAUGGAAAAGUGAGUGACAUGCAGAGUUUAGUCAAAUUAAUGAGAUAUAACAAUUUCAAGAAAGACCCCAUCUCAAAAUGUAACUGCACUCCACCAUACAGUGCUGAAAAUGCUAUUUCCGCAAGAAGCGAUCUAAACCCUGCGAAAGGUACAUAUCCAUUUGGUGCGCUGGGACAUCGCAGACAUGGUGGUACUGAUUGUAAGGCUACCAGUUUUGCUAUGGCAAAGAAGUUGUCACAGUUCAUAGUAGCAGGACCCACGUCCGACGACCAACCACCUUUCCAAUGGUCAAAAACAGAAUGGAAACGACCGCUAGGCCAUCCGGAUACAUUCAAGUUCGAGCCUCUUUUGCUAGACUGGAGCCUGGAGCAGUGGACUGACCAUCCAGAUGUAGUGGUCUACUGAAAACAAUUUCUUACAUGGAACACUCUUCCAGUUAACAUAAAUUCUUUUGUUACGCACUUGAUUGAAGACACUUGAUUCUUGUAGCAGUUUGAUACGCAGAAAAUUUGAUUCUCGUUUCAAGAAAAAAGCCAAACCGAAUUUAGGUACAAGCUAAGAAACGUAUUGGCUUAAAGAGUUGGCUACUAAGUUUGAACAUCCAGUUAGUACGAAUUUUAACCAAAGUCUGAUGUUUUCACAUGUGUUGAUAUGCAUGUUUAGCUUAGUAACUUCAAUCAACCAAAGCUGAGAUCCUUCUUUUUAUUUUUAAGUUUUUGGAACAUGUGUAAAAAAGCGCGUAUUGGAUCGCACUAAGUAAAAAGUUUUUAACGAAUUUACGACGAUUAUAUAAAUGUUAUUUUUUGUAAAAAUGGCUGUAAUAUUUUGGAUAAAAAUGCAUAAAUCAA
Messenger RNA from Hydractinia symbiolongicarpus, 2369 nucleotides. RefSeq names its product putative phospholipase B-like 2. The transcript has 9 exons. Gene Ontology annotation, cellular component: extracellular region. Gene Ontology annotation, molecular function: glycerophospholipase activity. Lineage: Eukaryota; Metazoa; Cnidaria; Hydrozoa; Anthoathecata; Hydractiniidae. Gene Ontology annotation, biological process: phospholipid catabolic process. Bases 235 to 1926 code for a protein of 563 amino acids. The record is from RefSeq and is a predicted model, not a curated record.